This is a messenger RNA of Sclerotinia sclerotiorum 1980 UF-70, 1122 nucleotides long. RefSeq lists its product as hypothetical. Lineage: Eukaryota; Fungi; Ascomycota; Leotiomycetes; Helotiales; Sclerotiniaceae. The coding region runs from base 1 to 1122 and encodes 373 amino acids. The transcript has 7 exons. The record is from RefSeq and is a predicted model, not a curated record.
AUGCCCGUGUAUGGAGCAUUUCUAACCUCGUACCUAAAUCGAAAAGCACUAGAACAUAUAUCUUGUUUUUCAUGUGGUGACACAAAUUACCCAUUUCUCUUUGGCAAACGCAGGACUUUGCCAUCAGUAUGUCUAGGAACCUUCCAAGGCAACAAUGGCAAUGAUAAAGGGCCCUUGAUAGAUCUUAUAUUUGUGCACGGCUUGAGGGCUAGAUCCAGGAAAGCAUGGUCGAUAUCAGAGGAUGCACGUCAUUACUGGCCGAAGGAGGGGCUACCUCACGACCCUGACUUCAAGAAUGUCAAAAUUUCUUCACUCGGGUUCAAAGCAGACUGGGCAGAGACAAACGGUAAUGAGCUUGAUGUUAGCAACUUCGCACAAUCUCUACUCAUUCGAUGGUUGGCAAAAUCUUCCUCUGAUGCACCUCCAGUAUUCUGGCUGAGCAGGAAUCCUGCAUCAGGGAAAUACGUUCUCGCUGGUCAUGUUAUCGACCAUCUAGAGCAAAAAAUCUUGCAUCACCAAAUGGCACGAUCCAAUCCGGAUCUUCAUUACAAGUCGUCACAGUACGAUGGGGAUAUUAAAUCAUUCUUGCAAAAUCAUUUAGACGAACUUCCUCUGGGCACGCUUGAAAGACAGGAGGAGUUAACUGAGCGGAUACUGGCUAUUGAAAAAGUGAAGUUUCCCACAUUUGGGACCAGAGAUCAGUUUAUUGCUUCCUCGGGAAUAUCCUCGAGACAGAUUUGGGAUUUCGAAACAGGAGGGACGAAGCGUUCAUUCAAGCUCGGCUGUCGAAUAAUAGCCUUCCGAUUUACCCCUGAAAACCAUGGAUUAAUACUGCUAGCCAAUGUUCUUAUCUCACCGGGCCUAAAGAUUAUAGCAAUUAGCUCCAAGGCAGUUCCUGUAUUCCUAUUCGGCUUAUACAACGAAGUUGAGUGUAGUGAGCUUGUUCAAGAUCAAGGACUAAUGAAAAGCCUUGGUGGUACUUACUAUCACGCAUCAGCCAUGGCUUUCAAUCCGAAUCCUGAUGUCAACCUACUAGUCGUCUAUCAUGGCUAUGAAGAGCUUGUGGUAUUUGAUUCAAAAACAAUUGAAUUCAAGCACCGUACACCAGAUGUACAUGCCUAA